GCAUUGUUUACCUCUGUUUCUGAAAGUAGGUCACAUACAAGUGACAGUUAGCGGGUGGCAGGAUCCGAUUGCUGUAACAAAAACACACGUUAUAGCGUUAUACUAAAUUCUUUAGGAAUAAAAGAUACUAACGAUUACGGUUGGAACCCUGAAACAGUGAUUGACAGGUGUAGAGGCCACUGGUAGGCAUGUCGAGGCGGAGCAGAAAUAGCAGAGCCUGGAGGUACGUGUGGAGCGGAAUCCGAAGGGAUGCAGAUGCGAGAGCUUUGGUUCUGGCCUCCGAAAGUGACGAGUGGGGUUACGAUCGCCAGCAGUAUAGUGAUUCAGAUUCAGAAGCUGAGUAUCCAGCCAUUGUGCCAGAGGUUCCGAGUGCAGUGCCCGUGACUGGAGAGUCAUACUGCAGUUGUGAUUCACAGAUGGAGCUCGGCUGUAACCCGCGACUCCGGGGUUACACUCACCUGCGGGACUGCCACUGUGGAGAAGAUGACCAAGAUUUCGACUGGGUGUGGGAUGAAGGCAUCCGGUCAUCUGCAACAGUGCUGAGCUGCGAGAACAGAAAAGUGAGCUUCCAUUCGGAAUAUAGCUGUGGGACAGCGGCCAUUCGUGGCUCCAAGGAUCUCUCGGAUGGACAGCAUUUCUGGGAGAUCAAAAUGACUUCUCCUGUCUACGGCACAGAUAUGAUGGUAGGUAUUGGCACAUCAGAUGUAAAUCUGGACAAAUAUAGACACACGUUCUGCAGCCUGCUGGGUAAAGAUGAAAACAGCUGGGGUCUGUCAUAUACAGGUCUGUUGCAUCAUAAUGGUGACAAAGUGAGCUUUUCAUCACGUUUCGGCCAGGGUUCUAUUAUUGGCGUUCACUUGGACACUUGGCACGGAACCCUCACCUUCUAUAAAAACCGCAAAUGCAUCGGUGUAGCAGCUACAGAGAUGAAAAACAAGCGUGUGUUUCCUAUGGCAUGUUCCACAGCUGCCAAAAGCAGUAUGAAGGUGAUUCGUUCUGUUUCGGCCCCCACCUCCCUUCAAUACCUUUGCUGCUCUCGUCUCCGCCAGCUCCUCCCCUCUGGAGUCGAUGCUCUUCGAGUUUUGCCCUUGCCACCUGGUCUUAGACAUCUUCUUCACUCCAAACUGGGAUGGGUGCUGAGUCUGGACCACACACACCUGCACACAAUCUCAAACACACAUACCCCUCCCGGGCCCUCCUCGGGUAGUGACUCUGAGGGCUGCUCCUCCGACCCAGAGGCCUGUCAACGGAAACGCUGCCGCUGGACCUGAGACUGUGCCCUCCUCAUACCCAUCCACCCAUCCUCUCAUUACACACACAUUUAAAAUAUUUCCUCAGAUGAAAAAAAUCUACAUGUAAACACUGGACCUGUGAUGUCUCCCAAAAAGGUGGAUAACUGAGUUUGCUGAGUAACUUUAAACAGAAUUCAAGGUCUGUUGAGCCAGUUUUACUAGUUGUAUUGCUGGUAACCUUUCAUUUAAGGUUCAAAAGGUAGCUUCCCCCUUAAGAUGACGUUUGGAUACAUAACAGUAUUCAGUCUUUUUUGUUUUCUAUUGUUCUAUUGUGAAGUCCCAAAUACACAAUGGAAUGACGAUGUUCAUCAGCUCCUUGGAUAACAAACAUGACCUUUGUGACUCUUAUGAUGUAGGGAAACAACAUGCCACCAUUUGAAAUGCAGGUAAAAACUGAUACACACUAAGGCAGAGAUCUAUUCAUACACAUAAACAAAACAUAUACCCUACAUUUUUCAAUUACCGGCAUCAUAUCACAUGGGGUAGAAGAACUCUGCAGAUGAGAUGUUUCAUAGGAUUCGUUAUAUCUUAAUAUUUGAAUUUCUUUAUCAAACAAUCAUCACUUGUGUUAUUAUUUUAUCAAUGAAUUCGAAGUUACUGGAAGUGAACAGCAGCGACAUCAAAAUGAAUACUGUCAGUAAAAUAUGUUUUUAAUAACAUAAAGUUUAGAAUGUGUGUACUUUAACCGUUUUUAUCUUUAGGAAUUAUUUUGGAUGCUAGUCAUUACUCAAGUAUGUAUGUCUUUGAACAGUAUUUGAAAAAUGCUGUUUUCCUGAAAAUAUUGAAAUGCAGUUAUCAAACUGACUGAAUUUAAUUCAGUUUUUAAUCUGUGCAACAAUUCUACAUGAGGUUCAUAUUGAAUUCACAUGGGGUUUUUAUUGCAGAUUUUGUAAUGCAUUGUAAAGAAAGUGAAACAUGCUUUCGUUAUGCAUAAAGCACUUUCUCGCUUAUUGUAUGUAAAGAAAUAUAUACAGCUCCCCAUACUGUGUCUUAUGCAUAUUGUAUGUCCUAAGUGCUAUCUCAUUGACUCUGUAUUAAUCUUUCUCUCUCUAUGCCCCCCAGUCUUCUCAUUCUUCUAAAUCAUACUUUAAGCAUGGCCUUUUAUAUUAAUUUAAAAAAAUGUUGAAAAUAUAUAUGCAUUAAAGGGGCUGGGUGUUUUUUUAUUCUUAAUAAAGAUUUUCAAAAAUG
This is a messenger RNA of Triplophysa dalaica, 2480 nucleotides long. RefSeq names its product splA/ryanodine receptor domain and SOCS box containing 3a (gene spsb3a). Bases 189 to 1271 code for a protein of 360 amino acids. NCBI's taxonomy places the organism in Eukaryota, Metazoa, Chordata, Actinopteri, Cypriniformes, Nemacheilidae. The record is from RefSeq and is a predicted model, not a curated record. Gene Ontology annotation, cellular component: SCF ubiquitin ligase complex. Gene Ontology annotation, molecular function: protein binding. Gene Ontology annotation, biological process: proteasome-mediated ubiquitin-dependent protein catabolic process. The transcript is spliced from 7 exons.